Molecule: messenger RNA, 1675 nt
Organism: Setaria italica (foxtail millet)
Lineage: Eukaryota; Viridiplantae; Streptophyta; Magnoliopsida; Poales; Poaceae
Product: probable L-ascorbate peroxidase 7, chloroplastic
Exons: 12
Coding region: 372-1400 (342 amino acids)
Biological process (GO): response to reactive oxygen species; cellular response to oxidative stress; hydrogen peroxide catabolic process
Molecular function (GO): heme binding; peroxidase activity
Source: RefSeq, a predicted model, not a curated record
GACACCACGCCGCGCGCCGACGCACCAGUCGCCACCAAACACCGCGAAGUCUCCGCCGGAGUCCACCACCCUCGCCGCGCCCGGCGCACAUUGGCUGCCGCGGAAUAAACAAAGGGCACGGCACGACCGCGGACCACCAACCACAACCCUCCCCGCGCCGGCCGCCGUUUCCCUUGACCCCGAGUCCAGGCGGGCACGCUCCCCGCACCAACUCCCCCCAAAACCCCCCCUCCCCUCCGAAGUCCAAACCCAGGCGAGGCGCCGUGGUGGAAUCGACCACUUUUCUCGGAGGCCGCAGCUCCUCUCCGCUCCAAGGGCCGCCGCGCUGCUCCCACCUCCCACCAACCCAACCCCUAGUCACCCAGCACGCCAUGGCCGACCGCCUCGCCGCCGCCGCCGCCACCUUCCGCGCCUCGGCCGUCGCCGCCCCGUCCGCCCGCCGUGGCGCGCGGGCCAGCCGCGCCUUCUUACCCAACUCGUCGGCCUCGCCAGCUGGCGCGCGCGUCGGCCUCCGCGCCGCGCCAUCUCGGCUCCCGCAGAAGGCGAGGGCGGUGAGGUGCGCGGCUGUGGCGGCGGCGUCCGACGCGGCGCAGCUGAAGGCCGCCCGCGAGGACAUCAGGGAGCUUCUCAGGACGACACAUUGCCACCCCAUCCUGGUCCGUCUGGGAUGGCAUGAUGCUGGUACGUAUGACAAGAAUAUUGAGGACUGGCCACAACGAGGAGGAGCUAAUGGAAGCUUAAGAUUUGAUGUUGAGCUGAAACAUGGAGCCAAUGCUGGCCUGAUAAAUGCUCUAAAGCUUAUCCAACCAAUUAAGGACAAGUACCCGGGUAUCACUUAUGCGGAUUUAUUUCAGUUGGCAAGUGCUACAGCAAUUGAGGAAGCUGGUGGCCCAAAGAUUCCAAUGACAUAUGGACGGGUUGAUGUUACAGGACCUGAGCAGUGCCCGCCAGAGGGGAAGCUUCCUGAUGCUGGCCCAACUUCACCUGCUGAUCACUUGAGGGAGGUAUUCUACAGAAUGGGCCUUGAUGACAAGGACAUUGUUGUCUUGUCUGGAGCACAUACACUUGGAAGGUCCAGGCCUGAACGGAGUGGCUGGGGAAAACCAGAGACAAAAUAUACCAAAAACGGUCCUGGUGCACCUGGUGGGCAAUCAUGGACACCUGAGUGGCUGAAAUUUGAUAACAGUUACUUCAAGGAGAUUAAAGAGAAAAGAGAUCAGGAUCUUCUGGUCCUACCUACAGAUGCUGCUUUAUUUGAGGACCCAGCGUUCAAGGUCUAUGCGGAGAAAUAUGCAGCGGACCAAGACGCAUUCUUUAAAGACUACACUGAGUCUCAUGCUAAACUGAGCAAUCUGGGUGCAAAGUUCAAUCCUCCACAGGGAUUCUCUCUGGAUGAUUAGUGCUGCACCUGAGACAGCCCGUGAAGCAGGCUCAUACUCUCCUAGAAAAGGAUCAAAGAAACACAUACAAUUUAUUGCUCAUCGUGCAAGAUGGAGUGGUCCCCAGAUUUUCAUGACGCAAGACGGAGUCUUUCAAUUUUUCUUGAUUUCGGAACCGAGCUUGCAAAUAAAUCGAAUAAAAGAACUGACACGGCAUGAAUUUCAGAGCCUUUGUGUGAUCCUCCGGAGUCGGGAUAGAGCUAUCUAAUCUGAUGUUUCAUUUCUCUUUCACAUAA